Octodon degus (degu) is the source of this 630-nucleotide messenger RNA. RefSeq names its product zinc finger protein 543-like. Gene Ontology annotation, molecular function: DNA-binding transcription factor activity; RNA polymerase II cis-regulatory region sequence-specific DNA binding. Gene Ontology annotation, biological process: regulation of transcription by RNA polymerase II. The transcript has 3 exons. The coding region runs from base 1 to 630 and encodes 209 amino acids. The record is from RefSeq and is a predicted model, not a curated record. NCBI's taxonomy places the organism in Eukaryota, Metazoa, Chordata, Mammalia, Rodentia, Octodontidae.
AUGUACAGGAAACUUCAAAUGGCAGUGCACUGGGAGGAAUCAAUCACCAUUGAAGACGUGACCAUCACAUUCACCCCAGAGGAAUGGGCUCUGCUGGACACAGCACAGAGGAAGAUGUACAGAGCUGUGAUGCUGGAAACCAUCAGUAACCUGCAAUCCUUGGGUGACCUUAAAAUUCAUAUGAGAACACACACAGGAGCAAAACCAUACAAAUGUAAUGUGUGUCAAAAAACUUUUACUCACUGUAAUACCCUUAAAAUCCAUAAAAGAACACACACAGGAGAAAAACCAUAUGAAUGCCGUCUAUGUGGGAAGGCCUUCGCUCAAUUAUCUCACCUUACAAGGCAUGAGAGAACACACACAGGAGAAAAACCAUAUGAAUGUCAUCUCUGUGGGAAGGUCUUCACUCAGUUAUCUCACCUUACUAUCCAUGAGAGGACACACACAGGAGAGAAACCAUACGAAUGUCACCUAUGUAGAAAAGCCUUCAUUCAGUCAUCCUCUCUUAUUUGCCAUGAGAGAACACAUACAGGAGAGAAACCAUAUGGAUGCCAUGUAUGUGGGAAGGCCUUCACUCAAUCAUCUCACCUCACUAGGCAUGAGAGGAGACACACAGGUGAAAAACUAUGA